This is a messenger RNA of Suillus plorans, 519 nucleotides long. RefSeq lists its product as uncharacterized. Lineage: Eukaryota; Fungi; Basidiomycota; Agaricomycetes; Boletales; Suillaceae. The record is from RefSeq and is a predicted model, not a curated record. The coding region runs from base 1 to 519 and encodes 172 amino acids. The transcript has 5 exons.
AUGAACGUUUCUUCCACUUCCACUUCUGAUAGCAUAAACAUCUGGCGCACUUGGGCCCUGACUGUCACUUAUGAAGCAGGGGAAUAUACCAAACAGAAAUUCAAGGCAGAGAAGACUGGAGGAGACCCAGUCAUACCUUCUCCCAACCUAGACACUGAUCUGGUGAUGCAUAUAAAAAUCCCAUUCAGAUGCAGAUGGAUAUUGCAAGAUAUAUACCUCCCAGACACCCUGACCGACACCACCCAGAAGGAAAUCAGGGAGGCCACCAAUUUGCUCGCUCCAAGCCUCAAAAAAAGUGUAAGGGCUGAUGGCAAUUGGCGAACUAAUCACAAGUGGUUCAACCGGGGCUUGGAAGAUGUUGGGGCAACUCCCGGAUGCAUCAAUUUAUCUCCGGCAUGGUUUCAACAGGGACACGAGAAUGUGUCCGAUCUGGAGGUAUCUGCAUCAUUGAAGGGACCUUCCUGCGAGAAUAUCCUUAAAGCCAUUGCAAGGCCAGCAGCCAUCGUGUCCGCGGCAUGA